CCGGGGGCUCAUCUGAAAGCCACGCUUCCGUAGUCUAACACAUUGGCUCGCGCAGGCCAGUCGCAUCCCAUAUUCGGCCUUACCCUGAUACUUUACGCGCGCGGUCUCCUCUCGUGCGAGAUGAAGGCCCGGGCAGCGUUCACAUUCGUGUGGCCAUUGAUGUGCAGCAUGGUUCCAUGAUGUCGCGCAUGGAGGCAGAGAUGGAGUCGGCAUCGGAGGCCUCAGCGUCUUCGAGCGCAAACUGGUACAUGUAUAAGUCGAUUGGAUGUUGGGACAAUUGCCCGCGUGUGUGGUCAACGAGCGCCAGCAUCGGCAGACCGUAUAGCCAAGCUUCUUGCGCGUCUCUCGCGAAAGCAGGGGGCUACAUGUUCUUCUCCGUAGAAGAUGGCAACCAUUGUUGGUUACAUUCAGAGACGUCGAUCAUUUCCACGCCGUCACUUUAUAGCACUUGUGCCGACGGAGGUAGCAGUUGCGUGACUCACGUGUACCUGCUGUGCCUGUCUGUCACGGCGAGGGCGGAAGCCUGUGAGCAGCCUAGCAGGGGAGCGUCCUGUAAUUGCGGGUGUGCGAUCAUCACGGGCAUGGGUAACGGGGACGCUACUUACAGCCACCCAUCGGGCUAUCGCGGCAUCCUGGUGUCCACUCGUGCAGGGCAUAAUUUCUUCAUGUGGACAGAUCUGACCUCGCUCAAAAAUCACCUUAAUGGCAUUGCUGCUGGCACGAUAGUUGCGAUCGCUACAAACGACGAACCGUUCGAAUUCUGGUAUGGGAAUUCAGGGAACAUCGGAACGCAAUUGAAUCAUAUCUUGGUGUCCAUGGGCAUGCCGGCGCCCAAUGGGGGUACCCUUUCCAGCAGUAUGUGGCGCGCUUCCUAUGCGGGCGUUGGCCAGGCGGGAUGCGGCAAUUCGUGUCCAACGUGGACAGGCAGCGUAUACAUAUACACGGCGCGAAACGCAGACGUUGCUAUAUACUCAACUUCUAUUUGUGCGACGACGCCGUCCCCGACGCCCUAUCCGACGCCCUGCCCGACGCCCUACCCGACGCCCUACCCGACGCCCUACCCGACGCCCUACCCGACACCCUACCCCACGCCGAACCCGACGCCCAACCCGACGCCUGACCCGACGAGCAGCCCAACCUCCAGUCCGACCGCGUCCCCCACGACCAGCCCGACGUCUGCGCCAGCGGCGCCGCCCAUCAACAGCGGCCCAAUGGUUAAGGGCAUCGGCGACCCGCAUCUCGCCAACACGCUCGGCCAGACGUUUGACCUGCUUCAGGCUGGGCACCACACUUUAGUCCAAAUCCCCAGGUGGGAGCGGCAUCUGAUUGAUUUCCUCGUGGAGGCGAGGGCGAGUCGCGCUGGGCGUGGGUGCGCUGAUCUAUACUUUACGGAGAUCAACAUCAGCGGCACGUGGGCUCGUCGUCACAGGGCAACGGGCUUGCGUUGGGACGCCGAGGCUACGAGGCUGGCCAAACCAACAUGGGUGACCUUCCACAAUGUGGUCAAGGUCAAAAUUGUGCAUGGCCAACACGAAAUACCUCAAUAUCUUCAUGAAGGGGCUGCACAAUACAAAGGUCCCAGUGGGUGGCCUCCUCGGGGAGGACGACCACACGGCGGCCACCACCCCAGACAAGGGUUGCAAAGACAUCAUGACGCUGUGAGUCUUCUCUCGCCCGGGUCUCACAGUGCAGAGUGAUUACGGAACAUGGCUCCAUCAUCAAUUCAGGAUUCAGGACAGAAACUCAUGCGCGAACCAAGCAUGUCCAUCUCUCGUUCAAGUGCCGUGUGGGAUAAGUAAUGCUGGGGUAUCUAAUUGCAUGGCGCUGCAGCCCAGGGUAGCAGCGCCUUUCACGCAGCAGUAUCCAGCGAGCUGCAGCCCAAGGUAGCAGCUCAUGUACAGCGCUGGAUUGUGGUCUUCUGCGACAAGAACUGAGAUGCCCACUUGCUUUUUGGAUCGUUCUGCUCCCUCGCACUAUCUUCCGAGGCGGGGAUUUUAUACACCCAACUUACCGCGUUUUCAUUAUCAGCGCGCGUUUGGCGCAGCUCGCGGUUGGCGCGCAUUUGGCGCAUCGACUGCUUCGCCUUCUGGUAACUGACUUGCUCCCUGGUUGCCUGAAAGUGCGGCAAA
Messenger RNA from Prorocentrum cordatum, 2129 nucleotides. Lineage: Eukaryota; Dinophyceae; Prorocentrales; Prorocentraceae. The record is from the annotation of a GenBank genome assembly.